AUGGAUAACAGCAAGCCAGUGAAGACGCCUCAAGAUCCCGGCCUGAAGCUAACCAAGAACAUGUGUGAACAAGAAUGCAAGCACGAAGACACCAUGUGCAACGUGCCAUAUCGAAGUGCUGUCGGAGGCAUCAUGUAUCUCAUGGUCGCCACACGUCCGGAUCUAGCUGCUGCAGUGGGAUCAUUAUCCCAGUUCUCGUCCGACCCAUGCCCGACUCACUGGCAAGCUUUGAAGCGUGUGCUGAGAUACCUGCAAGCAACGCCCAAUCAUGGUCUUGAGUUUACACGUGAAGAAGGAAGCCGUAUCUGCGGGUACACCGACGCAGACUGGGCCGGCGACAUUGAGUCAAGACGAAGUACAAGCGGCUAUGUGUUCAUGAUGAGCGGAGGAUGCAUCAGCUGGAAAAGCCAGAAACAACGGACGGUCGCGCUAUCUUCAACAGAAGCAGAAUACAUGGCGCUUUCCGAAGCAACCAAAGAAGCAGUAUGGCUCAAAGUGCUUUUGGGGGAACUUGGUGAGAUGACAAGCGACGAAGCGAUCAAGAUGUAUGAAGACAACCAAGGAUCAAUCGCUCUCGCCAAGAACCCGGAGUUCCAUAAGAGAACAAAACACAUCGACAUACGCUACCAUUUUGUGCGUGAGAAGGUGGAAUCAGGUGAAGUCGUUUUGGAGUAUUGCCCGACUCAAGAUAUGCUGGCAGACAUGAUGACCAAGCCGAUCGCCGCUGUACAAUUUGAAAACAUUCGCGAUCGACUUGGGAUCCAAGGUGCCGCAGCUAACGAGUCGAGAGGGAGUGUUGAAAAGACAGCGGCUGUGAAGAAGACACCUCGUCAAGCUGCGUCAAGUGUUGAAGCAAGUGGAAGACCAAGCUUCGCUAUACCGGUGGGUACCGGUAUGUACCAGUAA
Molecule: messenger RNA, 906 nt
Organism: Peronospora matthiolae
Lineage: Eukaryota; Oomycota; Peronosporomycetes; Peronosporales; Peronosporaceae
Source: the annotation of a GenBank genome assembly